UGGGCUUCCUGUGUCAGAUGAAAAUACACCCACAGACGCUGAAGAUGCAACACAAUCUGUUUUCCUGCAGCAGCUUACAUCAGAUACCAUCAUGUUGAUUAAAACAAACAUCAAUAACGAACAGAAAUAUGUCAAGAUCAGAGAACCAAGCUUUGAGGAAUUUUUGAAUGCUGCUUUUAUGAAGUUCUCCAUCCCACCUGUCACUGAAGGGAUCAGAGUAUAUGACGAGACGGGAACAGAGGUGGAUGCAGACGUCUUUGAAGAAAUAGCACAGCAGCCCAACGCUGGUGUAUUUACUAUCAGAUUUGACAUCGAUCCCCAAGGAACAAGUUUAUCUGGCUCUCCCCAGGGGAAAAAAUUGUCUGCCAGUCCACUGAUUAAUGUCGUAACCAAUGCAUCGCUGGACCUCUCAGGCUGCGGCCCCGAAGAUUCGGACAGCCUGGAAUUCGUAUCAUGCGGCUCUGAUGAUACAGUCGUCCUAGGUGAGGAUUUCAGCCCUUGCAGAAAAAGGCAGGAGGAUCAAGAUGCCAAACAGUUGGUUCAAUCUGCGUUGGCCAAGAAAACUGGUGGAUACUCCAUUGUCAAGGAAUACAACCGGACAAAAGGUCUGGCUGACUCCUCACUGCAACAGAGGGUUAACAUACUUGACGCAGACACUCAUGGUCAUUGCCUCUCUGAAACACACAAUCCUGCUUUGGCCUUAACAGAGGAGAAAGAAGCCGACUGGGUGGACAAGAACCGGUCUAAGCUCAUCCAAGAUGACAUUGAAGUGAUGGUAAUAGCGGAUGAGAUGCUUCAGCGGCACAUAAUGCAUAAAGAGAUGUACAACAACAUCAAGGCAGCCAGCACCAGCCAGGGGCAGAUGAGGCAGCUCUACAGGACCCUCACAUCUGUAAAAGCCAAAUCUGCUUUCUAUAGAAUCCUCCAGCGAAUUCAGCAAAACAUGUGCGAAACAGAUGAUGUGGUCAAAGAAGUGAUCAAAGAGCACAAAGAAUAUCUGAGGGGAAAGUUCACAUAUGAGUUUGAAGGCCCUGAACAAGAUCAUCAGGAUAAACAAUCAUUGGACAAAAUUUAUACAGAGCUUCACAUUGUACAAGGAGAGCGUGAACGGGUCAACUCAGAACAUGAGAUCUGGGACAUCGAAGACAAGGCAAGGUGUCAAACAGCCGAGGACAUUAAAAUCAACUGCAAUGACAUCUUUAAAAGUACAGCAGAAGAUAGCGUGUCAUCUGGGCAUGACAGAAGCAAAGUAAAGGCUAUCAGGACCGUGAUGACAAAGGGAAUUGCCGGCAUUGGAAAAACUGUCUCCGUGAAGAAGUUCAUCCUUGACUGGGCAGAUGGGACAGCCAAUCAGGACUUGGACUUCAUCUUUGUGCUACCAUUCAGGGAGCUGAAUCUGGUCAUAGAAGAUCAGUUUAGCCUUGAGACACUUGUGAGGUUCUUUCAUCCAAAACUUAAAGAAGUAGCAGUUGCGAGAAUACUUGAUAAUCACAACGUUUUAUUCAUUUUCGAUGGUCUCGAUGAAAGCCAGCUUAAACUAGAGUUUGAAAAAACCCAAAUAUUGAAGGAUGCCAUGAAGACAUCAUCAGUGGACACUCUGGUGACUAACCUCAUCAGGGAGGAUCUUCUUCCUUCAGCUCUUGUCUGGAUAACCUCAAGACCAGGACAUGUUCAGCGCAUCCCUCGCCGAUAUGUAUACAAGUGGACUGAGGUCAGAGGAUUUAACGACCCACAAAAAAAACAGUACUUCAGGAACAGAGUUGAGGACAAGGCAGUUGCCGAAAGAAUAAUUAACAGCAUCACGAUGUCCCGGAGCUUAUACAUCAUGUGUCACAUACCUAUAUUCUGUUGGAUUGCGGCAAAAGUUCUGGUGUAUUUGCUGCUGAAAAUGGACAGAACUCAGGAUGAAAACAUAACGAUACCCACAUCUCUUACUGAGAUGUACACACACUUCCUUUGCAUUCAAAUGCGGUUCGCUACCAAAAAGUACGACCGGUACGAGUCGGACAUAGAGGACAUCUGCAAGUCAAAUGAAGACUUCAUUUUUAGAUUAGGCAGAAUGGCAUUUGAACAUCUUAUUAAAGGCAAAAUCAUAUUUACUGGCGAUGAUCUGGAAAAGUACGGAAUGGACAUAAACAAAGCUGGAGUUCACUGCGGGUUGUGCACAGAGAUACUCAAAGAAGAGAACGUGUUCAACAUAAAGAAAUUCUACUGCUUUGUGCAUCUGACUGUUCAGGAGUACUUUGCUGCGCUCUUUGUGUACCGCAGCUUUGCAAGUAAAAAGAUAGAUUCCUCAAGCCUCAAGGAUUUCCUGCUCAUAGGGUCAGAGGAAGAGCUCAAGUCUAUCUUGGAAAAAGAACCAGUUGAUUUACCUUUGGCUGAACUGAUGGAAAUUUCAAUAGCUAAUUCAACACUGAGAAAGACAGGAGAACUGGACAUGUUCAUCAGGUUCCUUCUGGGCAUGUCCCUACGACCAACACAAGAACUGCUUCCAGGCUUGAUUCAGCAGGAAGAGGACCACUCUGCAGUUGUUGAGGAAAUUAGAACAAGCCUUCUAGAAAUAGAUUUAGCAGACUGCUCGCCUGAAAGAUGUCUGAACCUUGUUCACUGCCUGAUGGAGCUGAAAGACACUUCCCUACACCAAACUGUGCGCAAGUAUCUGGAACCAGAUCACAAUCCAGAAACGCAGCUCUCUCCUGUUCUGUGCUCCGCUCUGGCCGACUCCAUUCUGAUGUCAAACACGCCUCUAGAAGAAUUCAACCUGAAGAAACACAGACCAUCAGCAAAAGGUGCUUUGAGGCUUCUCCCAGCUAUGAGGAACAGCAGAAAAGCAAGAAUCUCUGGCGUGUGGCUCGGUGUUUGGGGUUGUGAAACAAUCUCCUCAGCUCUUCGAAUGCCAAACUCUGUGCUGACUGAACUGCACCUUAUGGAUGAUUUCUUUGAUGACAAAGGUGCAGAUAUCCUGAUUGAUGGACUGCUAAACUCUCAGUGUAAACUAGAAGCUCUGAGCCUCUCAGGUAAUGUAGGUUCACAACGAGUCUGCGAAAAUAUGGCAUCAGCAAUCAAAUCAUUCCUCUCAAAUCUAAGGGAACUGGAGCUUAGUGGCAAUGCACUUAGAGGUUCCUUAUGCUCUUUGCUUUCUGUUGGGCUUGUCAGCCCUAAACUGGAGAAGCUCAGACUGAACAGAACUGGUGGCAUUAAAAAUGUCUGUGAGGAGUUGGUGACGGCAUUCAAAUCCAACACAUGUUACCUGCGAGAGCUGGAACUGAGUUACACCAGUUUCGAAGACUCAGAAAUGGAGAUCCUCUCUACUGGGCUGAUGAGCACAAACUGUUCUCUGGAAGUGUUGAGUCUCAGUCACAACAGACUCACUGAGAAAGGCUGUGAGAUGUUGGCCUCAGCACUCAGCUCCAAAUCUUCCCACCUGACAGAGCUGGACCUGAGCUACAAUGACCUGCAGGACUCAGGAGUGAUGGCACUCUGUAAGGCACUGAUGAUCCCAAACUGUUUGAAAACGCUAAGGCUGUCAUUCUGUAAAGUGACAGAAGACGGAUGUGCCGCCCUGGCCUCGGUUCUGAGGUCCGACCACUGCAGCCUCAGGGAGCUGGACCUGAGCUUUAAUCACCUGGCAGAUAAAGGAGUCAAGCUGCUGACUGAAAUACAGAGGGAUUCACGCUGCAGUCUGGAGAAACUCAAUGUGGACCAAAAUGAAGAGUGCUGGUUUGACCUGAAGCUUCUGAGAAAGUAUGCCUGUGAUCUGACACUGGACCCUAACACAGCAGCCCUGGCUAUAGUUUUGACAGAGGAGAACAAAAGGGCAACUCAUGUUCAUCAGGAGCAGCCGUAUCCUGAGAAUCCAGAAAGAUUUCUUUGCACCUAUCAAGUUCUGUGUGAAGAGGGUCUGACCGGUCGCCAUUACUGGGAGGUUGAGUGUGUUUCAGCGGAUAUUGGAGUUGCAUACAAAAGUAUGGACAGGGUGAACGACAGUUCAAGUGAAUGUUCUUUGGGGGGAAAUGAAAAGUCCUGGUGCUGGUUUUAUGAUGGGAGUUUUUCUCAUGAUAAUUCCUGUCUCAUGUUCAUAGACUGUGGUACAAAUAUAAGUACCAUUGGAGUGUAUCUGGACUGGCCAGCGGGUGUUUUGUCCUUUUAUAAUGUCUUUCCUGAUACACUGACCCACCUGUACACUGUCCGUACGACUUUCACUGAACCACUCCAUCCUGGGUUCCGUAUUUCUGAAUCAAUAUUCCUGUGUAAAAUAGAGUAACCAAAACAUCUUUGCAAACAGUUUGUAUGUAAAACUAUAAGGAGCUGCUCCCUACAUGCAAAUACAGUGAUACAAUACCUGGAAUAAGUGAAUGUUAAAAUGAAUCUGUACAGUGAUCAACAGUGAAGCCUGAUUAACAUACAGUUUGGGUCUGAAGGUUUCAUACAACAAAAAAACUGUGACUUUGUAAAUGCUGUAACAAAUAAAGAUUUAAGU
Anoplopoma fimbria (sablefish) is the source of this 4480-nucleotide messenger RNA. Its product is annotated as NLR family CARD domain-containing protein 3-like. Lineage: Eukaryota; Metazoa; Chordata; Actinopteri; Perciformes; Anoplopomatidae. Gene Ontology annotation, biological process: regulation of apoptotic process. The coding region runs from base 92 to 4264 and encodes 1390 amino acids. The record is from RefSeq and is a predicted model, not a curated record. The transcript has 15 exons. Gene Ontology annotation, molecular function: protein binding.